Molecule: messenger RNA, 6885 nt
Organism: Echinococcus granulosus
Lineage: Eukaryota; Metazoa; Platyhelminthes; Cestoda; Cyclophyllidea; Taeniidae
Product: putative G-protein coupled receptor
Exons: 17
Coding region: 1-6885 (2294 amino acids)
Biological process (GO): adenylate cyclase-activating G protein-coupled receptor signaling pathway; cell surface receptor signaling pathway
Cellular component (GO): membrane
Molecular function (GO): G protein-coupled receptor activity
Source: RefSeq, a predicted model, not a curated record
AUGAAAUGGCAUCUCACUAGAACCCAAGUUUUGGUGAACGGGACCUCGAACUGCUGCAUGGCAAUCAACACAACGGAUAUUCAAUGCAUUUUCCCAUCACCGCCUAUUGAUUCUGGACAAUACCCGACGUUAGCACCAGAGCCUGUUCCAGCCCCAACAACACCGCCUUUAAGACCAAUUCACCCAUCACCAAAAGAAAACCUCUUCAACGUUACUUACCUAGCAACGGCUAACCAUUAUUGGACAUUCUCCAGUGGCACCAAGUGGAUUUUAGAUCAGGCGCCAGAGGAGAAUUUCCUCUCCAAAGCACUUUUUGAUCGCUAUAAAUUGAAGGAUUUUGAUGGUGUGGAUUUGGAGAUCAAAGAUGAUUUUGAGAAGACACCGAACAGUCUCUUUGCACCGAUGGAUACAAUGGAUGGAUUUAUUGGUGUGAGGCAAUUGGGAAAAGGCCUUUUUCCAGAAGAUACCAAAAGCGUAUGGCUUAGUCGUCAGUCAAGUACAAAGUGCUUUAAAUUAGUUCCGAAAUUGGAGGUGGAAAGACCCUAUUUUAAGACUUGCAUUACCGAUCCCGAGAAUUGCGAAUACGGGCUUUCCGUCAGCAUUUGGGUUUAUUUUCAAAACGUGAUGGUGGCCAGCCGGCAAACGCUCAUCAGCACAUCACCUGCUAAUGAGUGUGGUUUUCUGAUGUCAAUCGAGUACGGAAUGUUCAUUGCGCGAAUUUAUGGAUCACUACAUACGUGGACUUGUUCGGCAUCAAUAGUUAUCGAGAAGGGAACAUGGAACAAUUUCGCCUUUUUGUGGAAAUCCACAAACGGCGACACUUCGAUAUACGUCAAUAAGCGGUUGCUUGCUAGCUGUGCAGGAAUAGAAAUUGCGACCUUGAAUGGGAUAGCAAGGGCCAAAGCAGAGUCACUCUGGCUUGGUUGCUCAUCUGACGGCGUCCUUCCAAAUGACCAGACAUCCAUUCUUGAUGCAUUUCUAUCGCAUCCAACUCUUUGGUACUGGCCAUUAGAGCAUCAUGUCCUUUUUCUUGGAGAUAAAGCUGAUCGAUUUGAGGCAUUACCCUCCCCCAUACCAACUCCAUCUCCGUCCAUUGACUAUAUGUUGGAUUAUACGAGGCUGGUUGAUGAGUAUCAGCCGAAAAAUUGGUCGCAGCUGCCCACGAACCCCUACUACAUAACUGCUGAUGGAUUCUUUGAGUUGAACACGGAACCAAGAAGCAAAACUGGAUUUCGCGAUAUCGAGCUAAAUCAUGGCAAUUGCCGUGGUCGCAGUUCUUACAGACUUAAGUCCAUUAAUGCUUAUUACAGAUUAAAGGGUAGCGUUGAAAAGACAUGUCCCAGUAGUUUUUUGAUGUGUCAAAGUGGUUUCUCAAUCGGAGCGUGGAUAACCGUGCCUUCUACGCUCACCGCAAAAGAAAAGCCCAAGUCUCUUUUCGAAAUUGCUGGAAACAUUAAAGUUGCACUAUUUGGCGACUUUCUCCAUAUUUUUGUUUUCAAUGGGAAGGCUUGGAAGAUUACUAGAAUAAAUGAGGCAGUUGUUCGUGAUGAAGUCUUCAACGUGGGUUUUUCGAUUACUGGAGAUGCUAACAACUUGGCCGCAGGUUUUAUUAAUGGUCUUUCUGUGCAAACCAUGGCCUUUGCUUCACUAAAACCCCAGGAAAUGGAAACACAUGAAGAAAUACAUGUAGGCGACAUCAUUCUAGGCAGUCGAGAUGUCAGCUGUAGCGCUGAUGGUGUUUCCAUUGGCGACUUGGUCUACUGGAAUAGACUUACACUUUUACACGAAGGCCAUCGCUUCGUCGGAUACACAGAUAACUAUUGGUCAACAGACGCCUACAUUCUUCACGACGCGCUGUGUCGAAUAAGCUUUGAGAAAAAGCGACAGCAGAUCACGAAAUCCGACGAGGUUAUUCCGGGCUACAAACUUGCCUCCAUCUACAAACCCAUGGGGGUUCAACCGGUGCGCUACAUACUGGAUCAAGACAGAAAGGGCCCCGUUCCGAUUCUAUCAAUGCGCAAAAAUGAUUAUUUUAUGCUUGGCCGACGGAAACACAAGUUACCGAGUCAAGCUAAUCUGCAGUGGCUCGACCACUGUCUUCAUGAGCCUUCAAAUCAGUCCUGUGGAGUCCAAGGUGUCACACUUUCCAUCUGGUUCUCUCUACAGUCCGUCAGCAAGUCACGUAUCCGCCAUAUUUUCAACUCCGGUGAUGCCGGAAAUCGUGACAUUUCCACUGUCAUGGACGGUCAUGGGUGGGCCAUUUUCACACACGGAGCACUUCUUGGCGCAUCAGUUUCAACAAGCGCUGGCGACUGGACUCUUCUUCUUGAUUCAAAGACUUAUAAUCUUGAUCAGUGGUUGAAUCUUGGAGUCACAUGGAGCACCACUGUUGGACUAAAACUCUUUGUCAAUGGCAUUGAUUUGAAUAUGCCCUCCACGAAACCGAAGACAAGAUACAAGGAAUAUACGGCACCGCCAUACCUCCUUGUUGGUCGAUUUGAUACAGACGACUUAAACGCUUGGCUUACACCCGCUGAAGCGGAGACUGAUAGUAGUAAUCCUUCAGUAUCGGGGAUUCCAGUGUUCUGGGAAAUGGCGCAUUUCGCAUUCUCCGAGAUGACCCAUGUUAAAAAGUACAUGACUUCACAGGAAUAUGCACGCAAUUUUGGCUUUCUUGGCAAUGAGAUGAUUCAAAAGAACAGCAAGUGGCUCUGGUUCGGACCUGGACUGACAGACCCGAGUAUUCCUGAUCUUCUGUUGACUAGUCAGUUGGACAUACCUCGACAGUUUGGGCCAUAUGCAAUGCAUAACGCAAGCACAUUUUCUGUACAGUAUGAAGAGGACCGGAGAGCAGUUAUUUUGGGUCAGAUGACUCUACUGCGUUUGGGUCCACUUGAUCCAUUCAGGUGUCCCGGAAGUAUGUCUGAGUGCAGGGAUGGAUUCACGAUUGGUGGCUGGUACUCUCUUAUCUCCGAUAUUGAUGGAAUGGGUCAUACUAAUUUUACUUCCCCACUGAUAUUGCUAACGGGUAAUGGAGGAGAAAUGGGUAUUGCACUGACAGAUGGUGGAAACCAGAUUACUGGAUGGGUGAAUGAUGCUGCCUGUUCUGGCUCCUCAGAGGAUUUAACCAUCACUUCGCACCAUAAUCGGUGGUUCCACGUGGCCAUCUCCUGGUUCUAUAACGAAAUCCACCUUUUCCUAAACGGCAAUCACAUCUCCAACUGCAUGAAUAACUCGGAACUUAAACGCAUGGGGGAAGAUAUCUUUAACAGAACUGAAACAAAUCCUGCUUAUCUUGUUGUAAUAGGGCCCUCACAACAAGGCUUUGGUUACCGACUGGCUGUGAGUAUCAUAAACAUCUGGGAUACUUGUAUUGACUCCGAAUUAAACAUUGGUGCUUUUAUGGGUCUGUCAAGAACACAGAGGAACUACUUUGCAAGGGCGACUUUUUAUUGGCCAAUGUCUGGUCUAUUUGCAAACCUUGCGCCUAGUCGAAUAAUCACUUCAGGUGUUGAAAGAGCUAAGGACAAAAGAAAUGUCGAAGGAGGCGCAAUGUGCACAGGAGACACAGAAGGAUCAUACAUACUCCUUACUGGUGACUAUAGACCAGGGGGAAAUUAUUCAAACCUUUACUACUCCUGCCUUUACAAUAUUAAUCAAUGCCAUGGGCUUCUCCUUGUCGUCGAUUUUCGAUUGAAUGGUGAGUUGAAAAUGGAAAAUCGGGAGUCAAUUAUACUCAAAACGCCUACAGAAGGUGGCGCUGUGGGUAUCGAGAUCUCGGUCAAUCCAAUAAAGGAAACCUUAACGGUGACACAUCGCACACUAGAAUUAAAAUGCACCCUUUCUGCAAACCUAAGUUCUGUAACAAACGCAUUUGAUGGCUGGACUAAUCUUCAAGCCUUCGUCUCUGAGCACGAUAUUAGGCUGCGCAUAAAUGAAGAAAUUGUAUCCGUACAAAGUCACUCUUUAUGCAGCAGCGAAGAAUCAAAGUCACCCUCAUUUGAACUGGGAUCGUUUCCAAAAAUUCUAAUCGGUCCCGAAGUCAAUUUAUGUGUUUCUGAUGUGGUUAUCAUUGAAGAUGCCGUGCAAGUGGUACCAGAAGAUCCCGAUCUUAACGAUGCUUGCUACUCUGGGUCUGAUGUUAUCUUUCCCUUGGAAGGAGAACAGCCUGAUAGACUGGGGCGAGCAAAAAAAGCUACUGAUUUUAGCUCCUUUACUAUUCGAGUGAUGAAUAAAAAACUGCUCAACUGCCUCAGAAAAUUUAUGACCCUAUGUUCUGAAUUUACGUUAUCAUUUUGGAUGAAUAUCAGGAACGUUUAUGUGGAUGCCUCCUCUGUGAAGGAUUACAUGGUACUGUCGACUGGUCCGAACACCUACCAAGGCUUUUCCAUUUCCGUCCAGUAUAUACCAAAAUCAAGUGUUUACCAUCUGCUUGUGCGACUCGUCACUUCUGAUUCCAUCUAUCAGGUCUUUGCCACGGAGUUUGGAAAAAGCGAUGAAUGGCUCAAUGUUGGAGUUGUCGUAGGUGGAGCGAAAACCUCAGCAGGGGUCUACGUGGAGGUCUACAAAAACGGUCAUGCCCUGAUGACAACGAGUUCCCCGAUUUCGCGAGUUUCUUCUAAAUGCUACCGCAUUAAUCCUAGUUCUGGAUUAUACCUUGGCUCUGCCAUCACCACGAUGGCCAACAUGUCUGCCGUACCAAUCGCUUCUGGGACCAUUAGCAUGCUUGUCUUUUGGUUAAAACGGGUCGCUUCAUGUGGGACUCCACGUUCAAGCUACAUGACUCUCAUGGGGGAUUGCGUUUUUAAUGAGACCCUCCCAGAGACGACGACAUGUCAAGAAGCUUCAAAUUGUCAACUCUCUCAAAACGGCGUUUGUCUUGACACCAGUGUGGAAAAUAUAUACGCUAUGGCUAGAGGUGCUCGGCUAAUUUCUUCCCCAAAAGCCCUGUAUUCCCUUCUCAAAGUCAUAUUAGUGCUCCUUAAAAACGAUUCCAGAAAAUACGAUUCGGAUUAUGAAACAAGACUCCUGUGGUCAUCAGUUGUCCUAUACGAUCGGUUGAGCGUCGUCGAGGAAGCCACUGCAUUUGAAAUAGAGAGUCUUCGUUCUAAAACCGAUGAAAUUUUAGUCUUCCUCCUAGAGUAUUUGGAAGCAUUGUUUUCGACUCGUUUCGCCAAAACAUGGUUAAAACUUCGUGAAAGCUAUUCAUCAAAACCGCCUGAGAUUGUUGCUAUGCUGGCAGCUAUGUUGGAAGUUUUGCUGACUAAUGAACGACCAGUAAUUGAGACCAGUCUUGGAAGGAACUAUUUAGCCAGCUUCUCAGGACCCACUAAUCUAUCUCACUCAGACGGAGAGGAACCAUUUAAAGUAAUCAUCUCAUCUCUUGGCGGACAAACAAUAUCCAAGCCAUCAAACAGAACCUUUACUAUUUCUAUACUAAGUUCAUCUAUUCCUGAAGUAAUAAUGGAUGUGCUAUCAGUGCCUAAGGAGUUCGCGUGGACGGAAGAUGUUUCUUCUUUAAAAGAUGAUGUAAAUAAAUCGGAAGUUAUAUCAGCAUUAAUUAAUUCUCCCAUAAUGACAACUUCUCUGAUAUCAAAUACCAACGAUCAAGGCGGAUCAGGAAUAGUGUUUCUGUAUACUCUUGCUCUUAUUCAACCUAAUGAGUACUCUGAAAGAGCAAUAGCUCGGCGAACUGAUGCUCUGCAUUGGAAGGCACGCCUAGUAGAGAAGAAGGGACAUGGUGCAAUGGAAUAUGCUGUAAAGUGUGUAUUCUGGGACGAUACUGAUGUUGGUGCGAAGGGCUGGACGGCUAAUCACUGUGAUAUUGCGGAAGCUCAUUUACUUAGUGUGGUCUGCCGGUGUAAUAGGACUGGAUCCCUUGCCGUUGCUAUGAGGUACACUGAAAAUGACGAAUCCUUUUGGGAAAAAGCUGGAUCAAUCAGUUUGCAGUCCUAUCAAAUAGCUAAGUUGGUGAUCAACUUGGCUGGAAAUUCAUUGUCAAUUAUUGCUCUAACAGCACUCAUUGUCUACUUAUGCCGCAAAAAUACACUUCCAGAACUGCGAGAUCAUAACAAAAUUAAACUCAAUUUAAUCGCGGCUUUGGUUUGCUAUCACAUUUGCUAUAUGCUCUUUCCCCUAAUGGAAGAAACUGAAAUAGCCUGUCGAACCAUUGGAUCGCUAGAGCAUUUUUCCUCGAGCACUGUCCUUGCAUGGCAAUGCUGUAACAACUUUUACAUUUUUAAUGCCCUAAUCAAUGGAAAAUUAAAAGCGCGUUUUAAGUCGUUUGUCUUCAUCGGCUGGAUAGCAAAUGCAGUGAUCUUGAUCGUCACAGUCUGCGCUACUUCUGCAAGUGAAUAUGGGAUGGGACUUAUGUGUCUGCCUACGGGCAUUUCUGGUUACAUCGCUACCGCAGAAUCUACAAUUUUCUUAUUUGUAUCACUUGUCUCUUGCAUCAUUCUUCUAUGCAACAUCGAUGCACCUGCAUACCUAAGUCCACGGGUGAUCGAAGCUUUACGGAAUGAUGUGCGUACAGCCACAGUCGCCUCGGUCUACAGUAGCAUAAUCUACGGACUGGCGUUAGUAUUCAUUUACCUAAAUCCCCUUUAUGAGGGCUUCAUCUUCUGGGCAUUGAAUGCCUUAACCGGCUGUGUAGUAGCAACACUAUUAGGUCCACUGGACAAAAGCAACGUGGUGAAAAAAAGGAGGUCUAGUGGAGCUCUUGAUGCUUCUAAGAUCUUGGGAAGUUCUAUACGCACCUUCGGUAAUACAGAAGACCAUCCUACUCCGUUUGGAACACUUGACUUUGAGAGCAUCGAAUCUCCAUUGCUUUCUGAGGCUGAUGCAUAUCUAUGUGCUGACAUGGAAGAAAAGGAAGGUCCUAGUUGA